Bombyx mori (domestic silkworm) is the source of this 979-nucleotide messenger RNA. RefSeq names its product glutathione peroxidase (gene Prx6a). Gene Ontology annotation, cellular component: cytosol; mitochondrion. Gene Ontology annotation, molecular function: peroxiredoxin activity. NCBI's taxonomy places the organism in Eukaryota, Metazoa, Arthropoda, Insecta, Lepidoptera, Bombycidae. The record is from RefSeq and is marked provisional. Gene Ontology annotation, biological process: cellular oxidant detoxification; cell redox homeostasis.
GAAAAUCUGGCAGGCAAUAAAAAUAAAAGAAGAAUACUUGUACUCCAUUUAAAAAACAAGCAUAGAUGUAUAUUUAGUGUAUUGUAUUUGAAUUGAGCGUUUAACUGACGUAUAAUUUGAUUUAUAAUAUUGAGUGAUUUGCCUUAAAAAAAAAACACAAAACACACUAAGAAAAAUAUUUUUAAAAUAAAUUUUUUAACAUGCUUUUACUUGGAAAAACUUUUCCAGACUUCUCUGCCAACACAACAGAAGGCGAAAUAAAUUUUCACGAGUGGCUAGGAGAUAAGUGGGGUAUACUGUUCUCUCACCCAUCAGACUUCACCCCGGUCUGCACAACAGAAUUGGCUCGGGUGCUCGUCCUUCUUCCAGAGUUUGUGAAGCGCAACACAAAAGUCAUUGGCCUGUCCUGUGACAGUGUAUCCUCUCACUUGGAAUGGUGCAAGGACAUUAAGUCUUUUGCUGGUUGCAAUGAAGACGAACCAUUUCCUUAUCCGAUAAUUGAAGACGAGAAGAGAGAGUUGGCCAACAAGCUCGGCAUGAUUGACAAUGACGAAUUGGAUCACAAAGGAAUGCCGCUGACAGCCCGUGCAGUCUUCAUUGUCGAUCCGAAUAAGAAGUUUAGACUGUCAAUAUUGUAUCCGGCUACGACUGGACGUAAUUUUGAUGAGAUUCUGCGCAUACUGGACUCUCUCCAGUUGACUGAUAAGGCUAAAGUGGCAACGCCGGUAGAUUGGAAGGCGGGUGACGACUGCAUGGUGUUGCCAACCGUGCCGGAGGACCAGAUCAAAACGUGUUUCCCACAGGGUGUCAACGUUGUUCCGCUUCCGUCCGGCAAGAAUUAUCUGAGGAAGACUGCUUGCCCUAAAAUUUGACGAAAUUAGGGUUGCGGCACGAAAAAUUAAAAUAUAUUUUCCUUUUUUUUCUUAUAUAAUGACUACGAAGGGAACAAAUUGAAGUUUUAUUAAACGAAAGUGUAUUA